AUGACGAUGAUUCAUUAUAAACUAGAUUCAUUCCCGAAUGCAAUGUAUGGGAGAAGAGACGCAACUUCAGGUAGUGAUGCUGCCGUGGUUAGCACAAGAGCUCGCUUGCAGGACGAACCCAUCCACCUGCUGGAGUUACAGUUGCCGUCUGUAGACGGACUUCCCCCUGGCGUCGAAUGCACAGUAGACAUUAAACCAGAAUCGGCCCAUCUCCUUCACAGCGCAUCCAAUCAACUGGACAAGCCCUUUGAGAGUCUUUUGCGGCGCCUUUCGCCAAAUUUAUUGGUAUACGACUUCAUAGCGCCGUGGGCUGCGACCGUCGCCUCCCAGGUGAAAAUCCCAAGCUUUGCCUUCUCCGUCUACAGUCCGGCGGCAUUCGCUUAUCUUCUGGACCAUUGCAAGCGGGCAGGGAGCAUCAGGGACCUGAAGGCGGAGGAUUUGAUGCCGCCCCCAAGCGGCUAUCCCCAACCUAUCAUCUCCUGGAGGCUGUUGGAAGCGCGCCUCGUCUUGAGCAACUUUAUUGCACUCGCCGACCGUGUGUGGGCGUGUUGUCAGCGGUCGUGUGGAAUAGUGAUAAAGUCUUGCUUUGAAGAGGAGGACAAGUAUCUGCAAUACCUAAACCAUCUCACUGGAAAGCCAGUGAUAUCCAUUGGGCCAUUAAUGAUGCCUGAAGCUAGCGCGGCAAGGGAGGAUACGUCCGGUGAUUACCAGGUACAGUGGCUUGAUAAGCAACGGCCCUCGUCGGUGCUGUUUGUAUCCUUCGGAAUCGAGUCGUUUCUGUCGGCGGAGCAGAUAAGUGAAUUGGCGUUGGCACUGGAGGACAUCGGGUUGCCCUUUCUCUGGUCUUUACGAUCUUCCGAUGGGACGUCCUCCGCGUUGUCGUUGUUGCCCGAGGGUUUUGAAGUCCGGACACGUGACCGGGGGCUGGUCGUUGGCGGGUGGGUGCCUCAGGUGAGUAUCGUUUCGCACCGUUCCGUGGGAAGCUAUGUGAUCCAAGGCGGGUGGAGCUCGGUGAUGGAAUCGUGGCUCUACUCGGGGUUACCGCUGGUGUUGAUUCCGUUGAGGCAUGACCAGGGGGUUAACUGUCGACAGAUUGCGCUGGAAUUGAAUGCGGGAAUUGAAGUGGAGAGGAAUGAGGAGGGGUGUUUUGGCAGGGAGGAGGUGUGUAAGGCAGUUUGGAUGGUGAUGGGUAAUGAAGAGAAAGGGGCGGGGAUUCGAUUGAGGGUGAUGGAGCUCCGUGGUGUUAUAGCCCUCAACAGAGAACGUCAACAGGCGUAUAUGGAAGAGCUAGUUAGCCACAUGAAGACGUUUUGUUUUCUCGCGUAA
This is a messenger RNA of Cryptomeria japonica (Japanese cedar), 1326 nucleotides long. RefSeq names its product anthocyanidin-3-O-glucoside rhamnosyltransferase-like. The record is from RefSeq and is a predicted model, not a curated record. The transcript has 2 exons. The coding region runs from base 1 to 1326 and encodes 441 amino acids. Lineage: Eukaryota; Viridiplantae; Streptophyta; Pinopsida; Cupressales; Cupressaceae. Gene Ontology annotation, molecular function: UDP-glycosyltransferase activity.